UUUCUCACUUCUACGUGAGUAUAAAGAUUCCAUUCCCGUCCUCGCACUCUGCCCAUCACUGCUCAGAUCACUCGUUCAAUCUCCGACCCACAGUUCGUGGAAACCACUGAGAGAGAGAGAGAGAGAGAGAGAGAGAGAGAAUGGCUUGUGUGAGAUUUCUGUGUUCCUUCCUCCUUGUCGCGGUGGCUUGCUCUGCCGCGGCAGCUAGCUUCGAGGGCUCCGACCUCGAGUCCUCCAUCCUCCGGACCGUCGGCAACACCCGCCCCGCCCUCUCCUUCGUACAGUUCGCCCAAGGGUAUGGGAAGAGGUACGAGACAGCGGAAGAGAUCAAGCUGAGGUUCGAGAAUUUCAGGGAGAAUGUCAGGCUUAUUCGAUCCACCAACAACAAGGGCUUGCCUUACACUCUUGCUGUGAAUCAGUAUGCUGAUUGGAGCUGGGAGGAGUUCACCAUGCACAGGCUGGGAGCUACUCAAAACUGCUCUGCCACCACCAAGGGCAACCACAUGCUCACCGACGAUGUUCUUCCCAAAACGAAAGACUGGAGAGAAGAGGGCAUUGUAAGCCCAAUUAAAGAUCAAGGCGGCUGUGGAUCUUGCUGGAGUUUCAGCGCCACUGGAGCUCUCGAGGCUGCUUAUCACCAAGCAUUUGGGAAAGGAAUAUCUCUGUCUGAGCAGCAGCUCGUGGACUGCGCUUCGGCUUUCAACAACUUUGGAUGUGGGGGCGGGUUGCCGUCCCAAGCCUUCGAGUACAUCAAGUACAACGGUGGCCUUGAUACCGAGGAAGCAUAUCCUUAUACUGCAAAGGACGGUCCCUGCAAAUUCUCGGCUGGCAGUGUCGGUGUCCAUGUCCUCGACUCUGUUAACAUCACUAUGGGUGCUGAGGAUGAACUAAAGCAUGCAGUCGCCAUGGUCCGGCCAGUGAGUGUGGCAUUCCAGGUCUCGAGAGGCUUCCAGCUCUACAAGUCGGGUGUCUACACCAGCAAUACAUGCGGUAGCACUUCCAUGGAUGUGAACCAUGCUGUUGUCGCUGUUGGUUAUGGAGUUGAAGAUGGGGUUCCGUACUGGCUCAUCAAGAAUUCCUGGGGAGAGAACUGGGGCGACAAGGGAUACUUCAAGAUGGAGAUGGGGAAGAACAUGUGCGGUGUCGCUACUUGUGCAUCGUACCCUAUUGUGGCCUAGAUUGUUAUUUGGAGAACCACCUAUGGAGUCGGGCGCCGGGUGAUUUGAGACGUGUUGCUUCGCCUCAAGGCGGAGUGCUGUAAUGUAGCAUAGAAGGGUUUAUGCUUAGUGUACAAAAAUAAACUUCAGAACUGGUGCAAUUCCAUAUGGUUACUAUUAUGUCCACAA
Messenger RNA from Syzygium oleosum, 1346 nucleotides. Its product is annotated as thiol protease aleurain-like. Gene Ontology annotation, biological process: immune response. The record is from RefSeq and is a predicted model, not a curated record. The transcript is spliced from 8 exons. Lineage: Eukaryota; Viridiplantae; Streptophyta; Magnoliopsida; Myrtales; Myrtaceae. Gene Ontology annotation, cellular component: lysosome. Gene Ontology annotation, molecular function: cysteine-type endopeptidase activity. The coding region runs from base 141 to 1178 and encodes 345 amino acids.